AACCGUUCCUAGCAGCAAAGAUUUCCCGUGUUUUGCGGUGGAAAAGUGACUGUUGAAUUACACAACGAAUGCCAAUCAGUAAUCGGCCAUCGCCCGUGUGUCGUGUCGAGUCGUGUGAAGAGAGAAUCAAUAUGGUGUUUUGCUAGCUUUCUGCAGACAGUAAAAUACAAAACAUCCGCCCAGCAGGAAGUCGGUGCCGCUACCACCACCACCCGUUGGUUGCGGCCACAAAUAUAUGCAAAGGCACGUUCUUGAACAGACAUCCGGAAAAUCCAGCCGCCGACAGGGAACCCAGCUGGUGGCUGUGGGCAUUUGAGUCCUAAAAGUUUAACCUUCAUCUGUUGAUGCUUCUGCGGGGCACCGAACCAAAAUACGCUACGUACUGUGCCUUUUUUGGUGGCCGUCUCGAAAAGCCAACCAGCAGACCAGAUUGACUGACCGGAAAGGGUCUAAAUCUAGGAACCAGUGCUUUUGAAGAAAGGUGGUGGUGUUGUGUUGUUAGUUGCGACGUAGCAACACCGUGGUUACGCUUCGCCAGGGCACUAUAGCGACGCACAAUAGUCAAAGCAACCAAGCAAGCAAACCGCCCUUCACAGCCGAAGGGACAACCAUUGACGCAGCAUAACAAAAAGCGGCAGUGUCCCGGAGCAGACUGACCGCAACAGUACCGCGCGACCGGAGUGUGUUUGGCGAAACGAAACACAUUACAGUGAGCGCUCCAACGUUUUCUUGUCCGCCACAACAUGGCAUCCGGAUCCGUGUCCGUUUCCACAGGAACCAAAACCACCAACAAGACCGGUGGCACCGCAGGCACGGUUGCGACCGGCGGGGCUGCGGGUCGCAAAAAGUCCGGCCCCAAGUUCGAGCUGUCCGACGAGCAGCGGCAGGACAUUAAGGAAGCGUUCGACCUGUUCGACUCCGAGGGAACGGGCAUGAUCGACACCAAGGAGCUCAAGGUGGCGAUCCGGGCCCUCGGGUUCGAGCCGAAGAAGGAGGAAAUCAAACGGAUGAUCGCCGAAAUCGACAAGGACGGUUCGGGCAAGAUCUCGUUCGACGACUUUCUGCAGCUCAUGACGGUCAAGAUGGCGGAAAAGGACUCGAAGGAGGAGAUUCUGAAGGCGUUCCGACUGUUCGACGACGACGAAACGGGCACGAUCUCGUUCAAAAACCUGAAGCGGGUCGCAAAGGAGCUGGGUGAAAAUUUGACCGACGAAGAGCUGCAGGAGAUGAUCGAUGAAGCGGACCGGGACGGAGACGGCGAAGUGAACCAGGAAGAGUUUUUGCGAAUCAUGAAGAAAACGAGUCUCUACUAAAGCGAGAGCCGCCAUGCGUGCUUUACUGUAAUUAUUUUUUUAAGGAACCUAUCUGUUCAAGUGAUUGAUUUACCAGUGGAACGAUCGCAUUUGAUGUGAGGCAAAGUACGAGUCGGAUUAUCGCGAUAGGGCAUCUUGUGAGGUUUGAUAAAGUUCCGUAAAGUAUUCCUAUUUGGACUGCAGAAUCCGCCAAAUUUGCAUUUAAACCUCUUCCGCCAACACGAUGAAGUCAUUCCUUGCGGAUUUAUUCAGCAAACACAACAAACAUCUGCCUCACUUGGCGGCAGGAGAUGGAUGAAGCAGACGUAAGGGUUAAUUUGAUAAGAAACGGUCUGAAUCGAAUCUAGUACAGGCAUGCUCCAUUUCCGCUCGAAGACAAAACGCUGAUAAUCCAAACAAUACUAAGCAUUAAAAAAUUGCCAAAAAGCAACCCAAAAGUACGGUGAAUCAUUCCAUCACGCUGCUGCUGGUUCGAGAGAAACCGAUCCGAUUUCUUAUUAUCAGCGGCCUGUCGCCGGACUUUGCAUUAGAAGAAGUAGAUUUAUUUCGCCAAACCUUUACCGGGACACAGCACAUUGAGGGGAGGAAUUUUUACUCAAACUUAGGCACAAGUUGGUGGCCCAUGGUUGCGGGAGUUUUGGAGGGUACGCUUUAGGCCACUCUCCUUUUACGUAUCGAACGACUCGCUCUCUCUGUACGCGGGUACCUGUUCUCUCGUAGUGCUUUGCCUUUUUACCGUGGGUCAUCGUUGCACCGCCUGCAAGUGCUUAUGCUAAUGAUACGGAGAUGGUGCAAAAGCUAGGAAAGCGCCAGCGAUCAGCAGCGCUCGAAAGAGGGAAGACACGCAAAACAAGGGCGCGGCCACAGUAUCGCCAAGUUUGGAACUUUUUACGAUUAACCACCCGCGCCAGUCGCUGCCGUUCUGUAGUAUGAGUUAAAUGUAACGAUAAAAAUUACACGAAUAAAAACGUAAUCACGGUACGGAGCGCGUGUUGGCCAACAACAAACAGUUUGGGAACUAGACACGCACGCAGCAUUACGAUGGCGGCACCAGCCGGAAGCGAGUGGAUUGCGUGAGCGAACGAACAGGAAAUUUUGCGGCCGAAACGAUUUAAUGAAUAUCAAAAUAUAGAUAUAUUUUUCUUCGA
Anopheles cruzii is the source of this 2461-nucleotide messenger RNA. RefSeq lists its product as uncharacterized. The transcript has 2 exons. The record is from RefSeq and is a predicted model, not a curated record. Bases 744 to 1313 code for a protein of 189 amino acids. Gene Ontology annotation, cellular component: centriole; centrosome. Gene Ontology annotation, molecular function: calcium ion binding. Gene Ontology annotation, biological process: centriole replication; mitotic cell cycle. Lineage: Eukaryota; Metazoa; Arthropoda; Insecta; Diptera; Culicidae.